CAAGAUUGCUAAGACUCCUUUUGGAUUCAUCUAUUGAUUAGGUAAGUUUACUAAUCAUCAAGUUAAACUGAUGUAGGUUUUUAAACUUUGGGAAAUUGUUAAGCAUACCAAGGAGCAGUUUUUGGAUCUCUAUUUUAUGUUUAUCUAUUCAACGAACUAAACCUCAGAAUCAAAGCAUUUUUAUUCUCUAGUAUAGUCAUCGAGCCUUUUACGUUUUACGAGGUUUGAUAGAAUUGAAUAUCUCUUUCCUAUAGUUAUUAAGAUCACAUUUAGGAUUUUUAGAUCAUCUGAUGGUAAUUAUAAAUAGAGUGUCUUAAAGGUUUCAAUAUUAUCGAAAUCUUUUAUGGCCUCAACACUUUAAAUAAAUUUGCCUUAAGCUUCCAAAUUUUUAAGUUAAUAUAACCCACCUUAAUCUAAUUAAGCGAUUUGA
This is a messenger RNA of Paramecium octaurelia, 430 nucleotides long. Lineage: Eukaryota; Ciliophora; Oligohymenophorea; Peniculida; Parameciidae. The record is from the annotation of a GenBank genome assembly.